AUGUUUCGGCGACAAACCAUCAGUCUUGCGAAACAUUUCGCAACAGCGACUACAGUUAAUCCUAAACAAAGCAUAAAUAUAAAUUCUACUGAAAAAAUUUCGAAACUACCAAAUGGAUUGACUGUCGCAUCUGUAGAUACAGGAGGAGUUAUUUCGCAAUUAAUAAUGGGUUAUCGUGCGGGAUCACGAUACGAACAGUAUGAUGAAGCUGGUCUAACGCAUCAUUUGCGUAAUGCAGUUGGUACGGAUUCGGCGAAUUACGAAAGCUCCUUAAUGCUAUGGCACUGUGGAAGCGCUGGAGCACGUUUAAUUUCUUCCUUAACUCGAGAUUUAUUUAUGGUUCAGAUGUCGAUCGUUCGUGAUCAUGCUUCAAUUGGCCUUUCUCUAUUGGGUGAAUUGUCUCAACCAGCUUUAAAACCAUGGGAUAUUGAAGAUCGUAAUGAGACUUUAUUUGUCGACCUCGAUUAUCUCACUCCUCUGGAGAAACUAAUGGAAAAACUGCAUUACGCUGCCUAUCGUGAAGGUCCUCUUGGCAACAGACUAUUUGCAGAAAGAGAUAGAGUUGGAAAAAUCACCUUCGAUCAGUUACAGAACUAUGCUGCAUCGCGACUUGUAAGUGGGCAAACGAUUCUCUUUGGCUUUAAUAUAGAUCACAAUCAAAUGCUGAAAUAUGCUUCUGAGCAGCUAAAUAUGAAUGAAUCGUCUGGAAAAGCUGGUGCUCCAUCCCCUUAUUAUGGUGGAGAAAUUCGUUACAAGCAAGAUAUACACGAUGUGCAUGUUGCUAUUGCUGGGCAGGGGAAUUCGUUGAAAGAUUCCAAGGCACUGGCUGUUCAAGCAGUUUUUAGCGCCGCUUUAGGUCAGGGACCAUCCACCAAAUAUUGUUGUCAUUUCGGUGGUCACGGCAUUGUUGCUGAAGCUGUCUUUAAAGCUUCAAAUAGUUAUCCUUUCGGGAUAGCAGCAAUUAACGAGGUCUAUUCGGACAAUGGCCUGGUUGGUAUUUAUUUAACUUGUGAUGGUGAUCGUGCUGCUCCGUUAAUUGAUGCAGCGAUAAAAGCCAUUAAAAACUUUUCGAUCAGUGAAGCAGAAAUACGUAAAGCAAAGUGA
Molecule: messenger RNA, 1104 nt
Organism: Dracunculus medinensis (Guinea worm)
Lineage: Eukaryota; Metazoa; Nematoda; Chromadorea; Rhabditida; Dracunculidae
Source: the annotation of a GenBank genome assembly